Messenger RNA from Pseudozyma flocculosa PF-1, 186 nucleotides. RefSeq lists its product as uncharacterized. Lineage: Eukaryota; Fungi; Basidiomycota; Ustilaginomycetes; Ustilaginales; Ustilaginaceae. Gene Ontology annotation, biological process: mitochondrial electron transport, cytochrome c to oxygen. The record is from RefSeq and is a predicted model, not a curated record. Bases 1 to 186 code for a protein of 61 amino acids. The transcript is spliced from 2 exons.
AUGCCCGUCGGAGCCAUCGCACCCAUCACCGGAAAGCUGCGCAAGCGCCUUAUCCUCGACCUCUCCGUCGCCCUCGGUGGCGGUGUCGCCCUCGGAUACGGCUACUGGUACGGCGUCCACAUCCCCUCGGUCCAGCGCCGUGACGCCUUCUACGCCAAGCUCCAGGCGCAGCAGGCCGCCGAGUAG